Messenger RNA from Puntigrus tetrazona (Sumatra barb), 5971 nucleotides. RefSeq names its product Rho GTPase activating protein 29b (gene arhgap29b). Gene Ontology annotation, cellular component: cytoplasm. The record is from RefSeq and is a predicted model, not a curated record. Gene Ontology annotation, biological process: activation of GTPase activity; signal transduction. Lineage: Eukaryota; Metazoa; Chordata; Actinopteri; Cypriniformes; Cyprinidae. Gene Ontology annotation, molecular function: GTPase activator activity. Bases 1710 to 5171 code for a protein of 1153 amino acids. The transcript is spliced from 21 exons.
CAUGUGUUAUGAAUAAUUAAAUUGUGUCUGCUAACUUCAAGAAUGAAGAAAAACUAAAAGUGCUUUCAUGUAAAAAAAAUAAUACAUUCCUGCAUUAUCAAUAGUAAGACAAUACUGCAUAUGUAAUGCAUACUGUUAUGUACUAUGUAAAACAAAAUGCGUCGUGAAGUGCAUCUAAAAGUUUCAUAGCAUGAUAUUGGUUUUGCUAGUGUGAAAUAACGGGGUAAUUCCUCCUUCUGCGGCUAGUGCACAGGAAUGUCCAUGUGAUACAUCAGUGCGGUUUGCAGUCCAGAUUGCGGCUGCGAAAGAGGGAGCAGACGAUUUCUGUGCUACACGGAACGUGUUUUUUAUUGGUUCUCCACAUAAUUUCCAGCUGUUUACUACAUGGUGUUUUCACUUUGGCAGCGUUGAUUCAAGUAGCCACUAGAGUAUCCUCCUUAGCCACUAGAGGGCCAGUGACCCCUCUGAGCUCCCAUGUGUCGCUCAAAGGGUCAGUUUCUUUCAAAGGGAAGUCUUUUAACACAGGAAAAUAACUUUGUCUGACACGCUUCUAAAGCCUUCGCUUUUUUUUUUUUUUUUUGAAUGGGGACGUUGAGAAGAAAGGCCUCAGAUACCUGCCUCAAGUUACCUGUAAGACAGACAUUCCAGCACGCGCUUGCAUUUUAACACUCCACGUCCUCGUCGGCUUUUUCACGAUGGAAUGUUAUGAACUUUAGGAAAUCAGAUGCACAUAUUUCCCCCCAUUCACGCUCAGACCGUGCAGUUUAAAAAAAAAAAAAUGCUGCAUAGUUUUGCUAAAGAAUCUCUCAGGGGCGCAGCAAUAAAAGUGUCAAGUGUCUCAAGUUAUUGAAAUUCUUUCUUCCCCCACCCUUGUCUAGAGUGAGUCAGUGCCAUCUGACUCGCUGUAUUUUUAUCUUUUCUUCUGAUCUGGAGUAGACUCUGUUAUCUCAGGUAUUUUAUCCUGUCUUGUGAUGAAUUGCACCUGAUAAAGUGAUACCCGCAUGUGUUGCUUUGACAGGAAUCGGUAAGAAUCGCUAUUUUAAUGCAUUGAUGCCGAAAAUGCUUUCAAGGGUUUUUUCUGUGAGAGAACUGCUUUCUGAAUGCAGCCAUUCCUGUAUUGGAGCUGCGAAGGGGGCAGAGGUGGAAGCAUUGUUGUGGAACUGCAGGAUGUCCUGAGGAAGAAGUCAGCGUUCCAUUGCAGGGGCCACCGAGCCGCCCGCCUGCAUUCAGAAGCAGAGAGGCAUGCACCAGGAGCCACGCACCUCUCACGCUCUCGUCUACAGUGCCCUCUCCUUCUGCUCAUUUCGUAGCAGUGAACAUGAGUGGCAGCUGAGGGUGGGGAUUCCCACCUCUGCCGACAGUCGCUGCGUUUUGCGUGACAUCCAACUAAAAAAUUGCCCAUGCGGAACUGGAAACUAUAGAUGGCCUCGCCGAUUUUUUUCUUGCAUGCGAGGUGGAAAAAGUGGAAGUCAAGCUUCACUGAAUCAUUGUGAACUAGGCUGUGGCGUUAGUUCCUGAAGUUCUGGGCGAGUUGUUAAUCUGUGCUUUACCAUUAGCGAACCUGGAUAUGACUGCAAGUGCAAGCUAAAGGAGUUGGCGUGAACAUCAAGGAAGUCAAUAAAGAAAAUAAAGACACAAUAUUUGGCGAGAUACACACAUCAAUCGAUACUUUGGCAUUCACCUUUGGCAAUGUAGUGUCUGACUUCCUUAUGGGAGAUGUGGACAGUGGCUCUAGGUUGGGGUACCCCCAAGCCAGAAGAAGUCGCUCUUUUGAAAACCUCUCUGAAGAUUCAAGAGGGUGCAAUCAAAAUGAUCUGGCAGAUCCGGCUCUGUCCCCAGAGCUGUCCACGGUGGAGCAGGUGGACCUUCUUCUGCUGAAGAAUGAAAGUGGAGUAGAGUCGGCUUUGCUCUACGCUAAGGCCUGGUCCAAAUACACCAAAGACGUUCUGGCCUGGGUGGAGAAACGCCUCAGCCUGGACAUGGAAUGUGCCAAAAGCUUUGCCAAGAUGGCAGAAUCCGCAAAGGCAGUGGCAAGUCAGCAGGACUUCAUGCCGUUCCGGGAUAUUUAUGUCUCUGCCUUUAAAAACGAGAUUGAGUACAAUCAGGUUCUGCUCCAAACAGCUGCAGCUCUACAAACCAACAAAUUCACACAGCCACUGCUGUCCCGCAAGAACGACCUGGACAAGCAGAGGAAAGAGAUAAAGGAACAAUGGCAAAGAGAGCUAAAGAAAAUGAACGAGGCUGAGAGCGCUUUGAAGAAGGCUCGGCUGCUGAAGGUGCAGAAGAGGGAGGAGUACGAGAAGGCACGCAGCUCCACCAGCCGCACCGAGGAGGAACAGCCAACAGCAGGAGGCAGGACUCUGGAGAAGAAACGGAGGGUGGAGGAAGAGGCCCUACAGAAGGCCGAGGAAGCGCAGGAGCAAUAUAAAGCUUGUGUGGCCGAUCUAGAGGCGAAGAGGGUCAGCCUGUCAAACGCUAAGAGUGAGAUCCUCGCUCAAAUUCGGAAGCUGGUCUUCCAGUGUGACCUGACCCUCAAAGCGGUGACCGUUAACUGGUUCCAGAUGCAGCAGGUUCAGACACAGCCUCUCUCAGUCAACUACCAAGCUCUUAAUGAACAGGCCAAAAAGUAUGAGCCAGGCCAGCGCUACUCUGAGUUCGUGUGCAGCCUGCCUAAAGAGCGUGUGUGGCUGGAAUCUCUGUCUCAGGACAUCACGGCUUCCUCAAAAUCGGGAAUGUCCCUUCAUAAGAGGUCUCAGAGCAGCACUCGCUCAUCCCAUGGGAACCUGUCACAAGGCUCUGUAACUUCUGCAGAUAACCACAGCAUAGAUGGGGUUGAGGGUACCAUACAGCCGUGCAAAGCAAAGAUCGCAGAGAGGCGGUCCAAUAGCAGUUUAGACAUGCAAGCGUUAAGGACGCAGGGCUCCCAGCGGGCCUGGAGCUCAGGCAGUGCCGGUGGAGGAGGGAUGUGCAGUGACUCAGAAAGUGCUGGAGGAAGCAGUGAGUCUCGUUCAAUGGACUCCCCUACAGCUAGUCCAGGAGAUUUCAAACGCAGGCUUCCCAGAACUCCCUCGACUGGUACCAUGUCUUCCGCAGAUGACCUAGAUGAGAGGGAACCACCCUCCCCAUUAGAUAAUGGCCUUGCGGAAAUGGUGAUGGAAACAGCCAGUUCUCCCGGCCCUUUUCGUAAUGCUCAGAUGUCGAAAGCUGCACAAACUCACAAGUUGCGGAAACUGCGAGCGCCUUCCAAAUGCAGAGAGUGUGACGGGCUGGUGGUGUUUCACGGGGCUGAAUGUGAGGAGUGCUCUUUGGCCUGUCAUAAGAAAUGUCUGGAGACUCUUGCCAUUCAGUGUGGUCAUAAGAAGCUCCAGGGCAGGCUGCACCUGUUCGGGAUUGACUUCGCCCAAGUAGCUAAGAACAGUCCUGACGGCAUCCCCUUCAUCAUCAAAAAAUGCACCUCAGAAAUCGAGAGUCGUGCCCUGAACAUUAAGGGCAUUUAUCGGGUGAAUGGGGCGAAGUCUCGUGUGGAAAAGCUAUGCCAGGCCUUUGAGAACGGAAAGGACUUAGUGGAGCUUUCUGACCUCCACCCACAUGACAUAAGCAACGUGCUCAAGCUUUACCUGAGACAGCUGCCAGAGCCAUUGAUUCUGUAUCGAUACUAUAACGAUAUCAUUGGGCUGGCGAAAGAGACUCAGAACAUGGAGGAGACAGACUCAACCAAAGAGAAAUUACCAGGAGAGCAGCUGUGCCUCAGUAUUGAGCUUAAAAGAGUCCUCUUCAAAAUCAGAGACCUCCUUCGCCAGCUUCCAGCGGCCCACUACAAAACCCUGCAGUUCCUCAUCACCCAUCUGCACAGAGUGUCAGAGCAAGCUGAGGAGAACAAGAUGACCGCUAGUAACCUGGGUAUCAUCUUCGGUCCCACACUCAUCAAGCCCAGGCAGUUGGAGGCGGAGGUGUCGCUGUCCUCUCUGGUCGACUACCCUCACCAGGCCCGAAUGGUGGACCUGCUCAUCAGACACCACCAGAUGAUCUUUGAUGUCCCGCUGAGCCCUGUGUCUCCCACCAGUCCGACAGCACCACAGCCAGCGCUCAGCCGCCACUCCCGCUCUCUCAUGGAUAUCAAAGAGAGUGCUAAAGUCUACAAGAGGCACUCGUCUGUUAUUACCUCUGCACAGCUGAUGGAGGACGUGAGGGAAAUGAAGCCAGGGGACAAUAAAGGGCAAACACCUGCAGGUAAAGGCUCAGGUGUCAAUGGGGUUGGCUCAGCUCCUGUAGACGUGCAGAAGUCCACAUCUGUGUUCAGCCAGCCCGGUGCCAGCAGCCGAGUGGUGCAACUACGCCCUCAGCGCGCCAAGCUGGCGUCCCGACCCAUCAGCAUGCCCGUGGAGCGACUGCUCAACGAGCGCAACAGUCGGAACACAGAUGAGCGUGAACACUCGUCAGCCGCCAUUCAGGAGACCACCGAACCAGACAAGCCCUCGACCCCACGCCACACCAGCUAUUACAGAAACCCCUUCAUCGACACACAGACGCUGAGGAGGACCUGGGACAGACAGUACAGGCAUUAUGAUGUGACUCCCAGAACUGCUAUGAUAGUGGCCAACCUGCCUUCCUCUGGCGUGCCAAAACCAUCAGAAAUUAGCGUUGUACCCCAAAGCAGCAACAGUAGAAAAGACGGUACAAGCCAGUCGGCCGUGGCUCCGAUAUCCUUCCGAGCGCCACGGACACUGAAACCCCCUCCCGGGACGUUCUAUAGACCUCCGUCGGUAAGCCAAAUCAGGCCAUUUGACUCGCUGCCAAAAACCGUUUCGACAGCAACAACCACUACCACAGGAGCUAUAUACACGACAGCCAUUACUAUAUUUACAACAGCAGCCACAGCAACGGUUUCCACACUCUCCACAGCCGCCACGACUCCCCCAACCACACCGACGACAUCAGUGACUAUCGCUCUGUCGGCCAAGCCAACCUUUCCCACGGCGAUGACGAGCGCUGUGCCAGGAGCAGAGGAAGGACUCUCAGAGAACGACUCCAUCAGCCCGGUCACGCUCUCUCCGCCUCAGUCUCCAAGCUCCAGCGCAGAGGAGCUCAGCCCUACGGACGCCAGACCGCUCUAUCAGAGACGCAGUCGCCGUAUGCAGGAGCUAGAGCACCGAGAGGCCCAUUUUGUUUAAAAAAUGCCCCGUCGGACUUGUUUCGCUUGGUACAGUAUCUUAUAUGUGGCGCUCGGAUUCCUCCACAGGCCUCACAAGGUUCAUUUUAAUAGUCUAGUAGAUCCGUCUACAGUUUUAUACGUGUAUGUAUUUGUCACUUUUGUGCCAUACUGUAUAUAUGAAAAUUGUUUUAAUAUCCCUUUGAGAAAGGGCAAAAAUAUUAGGAGAGAGGUGAAACAUCUCUAUGAAAUUUUGUCUCUUUAAGCUACUAUUUGAGCCAGAAAUAUCAGCAGAGGUCCAAAACAUUUGCGACAUUCGCUUAUCUAUAAGUGAGCACUCUUUUAUGUUCUUGUUUCUAAAUGUUUAUGCCAAAUGCGUGUCUCAUUAUCUCCUUCACAGCGAUGAGACACUUCUAUAUCAGUGAAUAAUCAGCUAUAUUAAUGUUAAUAAAAGCAGAAGUUCCGUGUAAUAAUUGUAUAAACUCAAAAGGAGUGUGUAUAGUACUGUCUGUAAAUUCAUGCCAACUUGCUCAUUUUGAUGCACUUGCUAAGCCUUAUUUUUUAACAUGCGUUCAUCACUGCCUUUGCAUGAUGUCAUGCAGUCACUGCUGGCUGUUUUAUUUGUUUAACAGUUUGUUUCUUGGAAACACUCCUGCUUGUGUUUUAAGCUGCGUAAGUGCAUCUGUUUCUGUUUUAUUUCAGAGUUAUAUAUGCAUUUGUUUACAUUUUUACACAUAACCUGCUGCCAUAAACAUACAUCUAUACCAACAGUUCUUGAAGACAUGCAACAUAUUUGCAGAUUAAAUAUUUAGUUAAAAACUA